AUGGAGAAAUAUUCAAGAUCCAAUUCCAGCAGAGAGGGUGUGGUGCAGCCAAGCAGCAUGAAUGGCCUGAGGAGUUACAGUGUCUCAGUAACUCAAGCUCCAAGGUUUGAUCACCUCAACAAUAAUUUGAAGAAAAGCAAAACCACCAAAAUUAAUGAUACAAAGAAUUGGAAUUUUGGUGUGGAUCAUCCUGAGCUGCAGAGGAAGAAGAGAGUUGCUUGCUACAAAGCUUACACAGUGGAGGGGAAGAUGAAGGGCUCUGUGAGGAAGAGUUUUAGAUGGAUUAAAGAUACUUGCAACCAAUUUGUUCAUGGAAUUUGGUGA
Molecule: messenger RNA, 324 nt
Organism: Salvia miltiorrhiza (redroot sage)
Lineage: Eukaryota; Viridiplantae; Streptophyta; Magnoliopsida; Lamiales; Lamiaceae
Exons: 1
Coding region: 1-324 (107 amino acids)
Source: RefSeq, a predicted model, not a curated record